AUGUUCCGCGCUACAGCUCGCCUAUUGCAAGUGACGAAGCGAACGACUGGAAUUGUUGGACUUGCGGUCCAUCCAGAUCCUUUGCCGGUGCUCAAGCAAACGUACAAUUCGACACUCGCAGAGUUGAAGAACCUCCCUGCAACGUCAUCGUAUCGACAAGCAGCAGAAGCGAUUACUCUUUCACGUCUCAAUAUCGUAGAGAGUGCCCAAGGUGACAUCCGAAAGGUCGAACAGACGAUUGGUGGUGGCCAAAUCGAGGAAAUUUUGGAUGCGGCUCAAGACGAACUAAAACUCGUGGAAAAGCAAAAGGAACUAAAAUCCUGGGAACCAUUGGCAGAAAAGCCGCUACCAGGUCAAUGGAAAUACUUUGGAGAAGAAUCGACUAGUUGA
This is a messenger RNA of Serendipita indica DSM 11827, 390 nucleotides long. The record is from the annotation of a GenBank genome assembly. Lineage: Eukaryota; Fungi; Basidiomycota; Agaricomycetes; Sebacinales; Serendipitaceae.